Morone saxatilis (striped sea-bass) is the source of this 1089-nucleotide messenger RNA. RefSeq names its product nidogen-2-like. Gene Ontology annotation, biological process: cell-matrix adhesion. Bases 1 to 1089 code for a protein of 362 amino acids. Lineage: Eukaryota; Metazoa; Chordata; Actinopteri; Moronidae. The transcript has 8 exons. The record is from RefSeq and is a predicted model, not a curated record.
AUGUUUGGAAACACAGAUACGCAGGUCAAUACGUUCCAGGCAGUAGUUGGUUACGAUGAGACCGACUCGUACGUUCUCUUCCUCUACCCUGAAGGUGGCCUGAACUUCUUCGGGACACGACCCAAGGAGUCUUAUAAUGUGGAGAUCGAGCUGCCGGCUAGAGUUGGAUUCAGCAGAGGAGAAGUCACGUAUCUGUACUUCUCCCGAACUGAGGGACCUCACUACAGCGUUACCAGCGACGAGCAGAGUGUUAAAAACCUCUACCAGGUUGGGAAUACCGGUAUUCCAGGUGUUUGGCUUUUCCACACUGGGAGCCGUUACUCCUUCGAAAACAUUGUUCCUGCAUCCAUUGGUGGCCUCCUUGCUACUGUACCACCUGGAGGACGUGGCCUCUCCCUGGACACCACCACACCUGAGUACGCUGAGUUUGAAUAUUCAGACAACACUUUUGACCCUGAUAACCAGGAGGAAGACGAUUACCCUCUGACAGGCGGGGACCCUGAAUUCCAGCCAGCCCCCGCUGGUGGUGAGCACUCAGAGUCCCUUCAACCAGCAAGUCCUGAUGCUCCCUCCUCCCCUUCAGAGGACUCUGGUCGUCAGGUGUCGUACGGCAACGAAGAUGUACCACUGACCUCUGAACCCAGGUACGGCUCAGAGCCAGCACAGAGGCAGUAUGCUCCCCCAUAUUCUCCAGAAGCAGUGCCAGAGGGAGGAGCUCAGCACAGUCCGGAACAGCACCCACAGGUUCCUCUGGAGGUGGUAGACGUCUACCCCCCUCCCAGAAAUGAACCACGUCUCUCGCCCGGAGGUCACGUGGUCAGUGUGGAUGAAGAUGAUGUUGAUUUUGACACAGGAGCAGAGCAGCUCAGCAGCUGGCAGUACAAUACUGCCGUUGUGCUGGGCAGCUCCCAGCCAGCUCUGAUUAACAACCCCCACACCCCCGCCUCAAUCAAGCUGACAGCUGACGUUAAACUAGAACAGAGUUCUUUCAAUGUUGCCGGUGGAGGUUCCACACCAGAGGGUGGCUUUUCUUGUCAGAAGCCACUGGGUCGGAACGGGAACGCGUUCAACUCGGACUGGAACGGGUGA